AUGUCACAAUUCAAAUCUUUAACAACGUCAUUAUACGGUCCUUCUAUCGACGUUAUCUUACCAUCAACGAAUCUUUUUGAUCGUUUCGUUGAACGGGUCUGCCAACAUCCUAAUAAAAUUGCUCUGAUACUCGACGAUCAGUCGCUAACCUAUGCUGAAUUGUAUGUGUUGGUCAACUCACUUGCAUGUCGACUGUCUCGUAUCGUACAACCAAAUGAUGUCGUAUGCCAAUGUGUCGAACGAAGUAUCGAAAUGGCCAUCGGUAUUUUAGCCAUUUUCAUGUGCAACACUACUUAUUGUCCACUGAAUCCAUACGAUCCGGAUCAACGACGUCAAACACUUCUCAGUCAAACCCAUGCCAAAGUUAUGUUAGUGCACAACGCCACAGCUCAUCUUUUUAUCGACGAUGACCGUGUUUCCGUAGUACGAAUUGAUCAAGAAGAUAAAAAUGAUUCGAUCACUGUUAACAAGACUGUAGACGAUCCGUCUGCCAUUGCUUUUAUUGUUUUUACAUCAGGAUCAACAGGCACUCCUAAAGGUGUUCCAAUUGGACACACAAAUUUUGCAUACUAUCUCGCUAGUAUGUGUCACGAACAAUAUAUCCUAGAAAGCGAUAUACUAUUACAGAUAUCACGAGAUACAUUUGAUGCUCAUAUACAAGAGAUACUUGGAGCAGUAUUGGUCGGUGGUACUUGUGUAUUACUCGGUUCAAGUAAUGGAACUCAUCUGAACAUUGCCUACCUAGUAAAAACAAUGCGUAAUCAUCAUGUAACAUUCGUCAAUCUUGUGCCAUCUGUUAGUAUUGCUCUCAUCGACUAUCUUAGUAGUCCAAAGCAAUUGCUCUCAGCAUGUCUUCGGAUAGCCAUAUCAACAGGAGAACCAUUACCUCGAACUCUUGCCGGCGAGCUUCUGACAUGUCUCGAGAUACAUACUCAACUAUUGAAUACGUAUGGAGUUACUGAAACAACACUCGAUUGUACCUAUCGUCGUGUGUUUGAGGCAGAUACUCAACCAACAGCAUCGGCAGCAUUCGUUCCCGUCGGGUUACCACUACCCAAUUAUGUUUGUCAUAUUAUGAUUGAGGAGUCCGAACAACCAGAUAGUAUUGGUGAGUUAUAUAUUGGAGGACCGGGUGUUUUUCGAGGCUACUUAAAUUAUGGCACAAAUCCAGAAGACAGUCGUCUGGUAGAGCUUGAUGGAAAGAUGUACUAUCGCACGGGUGAUCUCGCCAAGAUCGUCAAUGGUGAGCUUGUUCAUCUAGGUCGACGAGAUUUUCAAGUCAAAAUUCGAGGUCAACGUAUCGAAACAGGAGAAAUCGAGGCGAUUAUAUUGCGCACAUGUCGAAAACAGUUGAAUGCAUGUCUUGUUAUAGCGAAGAGUGAUCAAUUGAUUGCUUAUGUUCAAACUCGUGAAUCUGACUUAACGAUCGAACAACAAAUCAAGGAAAUAUGCAGUCAAUAUCUUCCAUCAAGUAUAAGCUUAUUUGCUGUCGUCGUUCUUGAACGAUUUCCGCUGAACGCUAACGGAAAAAUCGAUCGUGCUCGCUUACCAUCACCUGAGCCUCACACAGUGACAUCGCCAGUCAAUCACACACCUCAAACCGAACUAGAAUUUGAACUUCAAACCCUAUGGUGUCGACUUUUGAAGGUUGAUAAUGUACCGUCUGAUAUCAAUUUGCUAACUUUGGGUGCUAAUUCUCUUCAUUUCAUGUUAGCUACAAAUCACUAUUGUCGUCAGUGGCUAUCCAAUCAGCCUCAAGUUGAUUUUUCUACUUUCUUUCGACAGAUGACCAUCUCACAACACGCUCAACUACUUGCAGCUCAUGCACAGACUACUCUCACUGCUACCACUGUAUCACGCUGUUCGGCAAGUCAUCUUACCGAAGGACCAGCUUCGUUUGCUCAAGAAAGUAUUUGGCUUGACGAACAAAUGCGCUUUCAAGGUGAAAAGGACAGUUUGUCUAUUUAUCACAUGAUAUACGCGUUUCGUGUAUCGUCAAUUAAUAAUGAAUCACACGUGGUCUUAUCACGUCUUCGAUCAAGUCUUCAACUAGUCAUCGAAAAACAUACUUCAUUGCGCAGUAGUUUAUACAUGUCCCAUGAUCAACAAAAUAAACUAAUUCAAUGUAUUUGUCCAUUGACUUCUAUUGACGAGAUUGUUGUUGAAAGUUGGAUUAAAAAUGAUGAUGAUCUAUUCAAAAUAAUUGCUGAUGAGGAGACAAAUCAAUUUCACCUCGAUAUUUCAAAAGGACGCGUUUUUCGUUGUCAUUUAAUUCGAUAUUUUGAUCAUAGCUCUGAUGAUGUUCUUAUUUUUAAAUUUCACCAUUUGGUAUUUGAUGGUACUAGUGAGACUCUGUUUUUCAAUGAUCUACAUGAAGCGUACAUGACUGGGCAACUUGCAAUUGUUCCUAAUGACACAAUCACCUAUUUGGAUUAUGCUCGAUGGGAACGAACUUCAGACAUGUUGGAUGCGUUAUCGUUUUGGAAAGAGAGUCUAAAAGAUUAUCAAAUGUUCGAACUACCCUACGAUCAACGGCUUCUGUCAAAAGCUCGCACAGGCAGUGGUUCUAAAGUGGUAGUGCAAGAUUUUGACGCAGAUAUACUUCUUGCCUAUGCCAGUCGUCAAGAAGUGACACUUUUUCAGCUCUGCCUAGCCAUCUAUUAUACUUUUCUGUUUAAACUUACCAGUAGUCAAGAUUUAAUUGUGGGUGGACUUGUUGCUAAUCGAAUACAACCCGGACUCGAUUCUAUGAUCGGUAUGUUCGUCAAUCUCGUACCUUAUCGGUUUCAAAUUGAACCACGAGAAACAUUUCAAGAAUUAGUAAGACGUGUGCAACAUCUCUGUCAUGAUGUCGUUUCUCAUGCCUACGUGCCAUUUCAGUCCAUAUCAAAGUUAAUCGAAUCGGUGAAUGGCAUUUCAACAACAAUAGAUAUUGAAACAAUCCAAGAUCGUUAUCCAUUUGAUACUGAUCUUGAACUCGUCCACAUAGAUCUACCUGUUAGAAUGACACAGUUCGAUUUAUCAUUGUCAUUUAAACAUAUUCUAUCACGAAAUACUUUACAUUGUUCAUUCGAUUAUUCUACGGAUGUUUUCGAGAGAUCAACAAUUGAGACACUAGCUAAACGAUUUCACCAGUUAAUUAAACAAAUUCUAUGUGACGACCAGCGUCUUAUCUACGACUUUAGUCUUCUACUAGAAAACGAACAUCAAAUACUUCGUAAUUUGAAUCCAUCGAUGCCUAUCGCACAAAAUACUGACUGUAUUCAUUGGGAAUUUGCUCACAGAGCACAAGAACAUCCGCAAAAGAUUGGCAUACUGAUGGAAGAUCAAUCUCUCUCAUAUGGUGAAAUACUUCACUAUUCUCAGCAACUCGCCUUAUAUCUCCUAACACAUUGUCAUGUGCGACCUGGCGAUAUUGUCUGUCAACUUGUCGAACGAAGUAUUGAGAUGGUCUUGGGCAUUCUUGCUAUUUGGAUGUGUGGUGCUAUUUAUACACCAUUCAGUCCUCGCGAACCAGCUGCUCGACUUCACUCACGUAUUUCCAGUUUACAAGCUCGUAUUUUGCUAGUGCACACAGCAACUCGUCAUUUUAUGGAGCAAACUUCAGAUCUUACAAUUGUUGAAGUUGAUCGAAUCGGUGAACAGACUAAUGAUAUCAGCGCCCUUGACAAUGUCUCAGUCACAUCUGAACAUUUGUCACAUAUUGUAUUUACAUCUGGUUCUACUGGUGAACCAAAAAUGGUUCAACUGCGUCAUCGAAACUUUGUUUCGUAUAUUCAUUCGUGUUUAAUUAAACCAACGGAUAUUAUUCUUCAGCAUGCAUCAGUUGCAUUCGAUUCUCAUAUUGAAGAAAUCAUGGGUCCUUUGAUAAGCAGUGCUCAACUUGCUAUACUCAAGCCUGAUCCAUAUCACCUUGAUAUCGAUUACUUUUCAACAGCAAUUGCUCAACAUCAAGUGACAUUUCUAUUUCCUGUACCAACUUUAUUGAUUAUGCUCACAAAUUUCGUACGAUCAUUGUCUAAAGAUGAACAAUGCAAUCGUUUGAAAACUCUACGCUUACUGUCAUGCGGAGGUGAAAAACUUUAUUUGGUGACUGUGCUCGAUAUUUUACCAUUCUUGGAUGUCAAUUGCUCUAUUCAUAAUUAUUAUGGUCCCGCAGAAUGUACUCUGGCUACUCUGCACUAUGAGGUGACAGGUCAUGAACCACAAAAUAGUAUUGGUCUACCAAUUGGACGACCAAUGGCGAAUGCUCGUGUCUACAUCCUAGACGAAUUCUUACAAAAAGUAUCACCUGGCCAAAUAGGCGAGAUUGUGAUUGGAGGACAUGGUGUGUUCGCUGGUUAUCGGAAUCGAGACGACCUUACUCAACAAGUUCUGAUCGAACACAAUGGAUAUACUUGCUAUCGAACGGGCGACUUAGGACGUUUGGAUACAAACAAUGGACAAAUCGAAUAUCUUGGUCGUCGUGAUUAUCAAGUAAAAAUUCGAGGACAACGUAUCGAAUUGGAUGAGAUUGAACACACUAUUAUGCGUUGUAGUCCUAAUAUUUCCAAUUGCAUCGUUCUCAAAAUAACGAACGCGUCAGUCGACCAUUUAGUGGCUUAUAUUGAAAGCAGCGAUGAAAACUAUUCGGCAAACGAUAGUGAUAUACGAAAGUUUUGCAUUGAACAUUUAUCUCCGUUUAUGGUGCCUUCGUUUUUUAUCGUUCUUGACAAGUUUCCGCUUAGUCAAAGUGGAAAAAUUGACCGAGCACGCUUGCCUCCACUAAACAUUACUGAUAUUUCGAAAGAACAAACUAUAGCAACGUCAUCAAUGGAACGUCAAUUAUGUUCUAUCGUUGCACUAGCAUUCGACAUUUCUCAGACGUCUCUAUUGAAUGUCAACGCAACAUUUGCUCAACUUGGAGCAACUUCGUUAGGUAUUGUUAAAGUCCUCGCAUUAAUUCGUCAGCAAAAAUUGGCUGGCUCGCAUCCAGUUGACAUUGGCAUCUUGCUCGAUAAUCCUUCAGUACGCAAAGUAGCACAAGCACUAAAAUCAUUGCAUUCUUCCGACAAAGAAAUUGCUCAUGCGGGUACAAUUACUGCCAACGUACUCAUGAACGGUUAUGAAGAAUUACGCACAUCAGAGUCGUAUGAAUUUAUAAAUGAAGCACCCGUAAAGAUGUUUCAUUCACUCUUAGGUAUUUGCACCGUGUGGCUUAUUCACGAAUGUCUCUUACGUAUGGCUUUAAUAUGUUCACAAUCUUUUUGGCCACUAACAUGCUUGAUCUGGUUGCUAGGAUGCAUAUCUAUUUCGCUCAUUACUCUCAAAUGGUUACCUUCGAUCAUCGAUACUUGGUGGAUCCGACAACUGCUUGUUACCGCUUUUGGUUUUGCUAUUCCGUUUACAUUUGAAGGCGAUAGAACAACAUCAACUGAAUAUAUCUAUCCUCGAUUAGUUCGUUGGCUAGGUCGUAAUUGUAUUGGUCAAAAUGUUCAUAGUGGAACGAUUACUAAUCUACUUACGAUCCGUCGUGAUCUUCUUGAUGUUGGCAUGAAUGUCAUGCUUGGCUCGAACAUUCUUUUCGAUGAUGGCAACUCUGUUAUUUCCAUUGGAGAUGGAUCUUCAUUGGGCAACGAUUGUCUUAUUCAGGCCGGCGCUCAUAUUCCAUCGUCAACAAGUGUCGGCUCAAUGACGCGUGUCGAUAGUUCAUCUGAUUUUAUACAAUCGAAUCAAGUACUUGUUGGCAUUCCUGCUCGACAAACAGCGCUUUUUGCUGCUGUUCAAUCUGUUGAUAAUUCAUCUAAUCAAACUAUAAUAUCUUACCCUAUUAUUCAACUAAUCUUCGUUCGAUUUGUUUCAUUAAUACUUAUUUUUGGUAUCAUGCAUAUGACUAUUCUACCUAUUUCAAUCAUAAUCUUCUCAUUGAUCGCGUGUAUUCUAUAUUCACCAAAGAACAAGUCAUUCUUAUUAUCAUCUUUGACUUCUACACUUGUUAAUGAUUUCAAUUCGUGUGUGGGACCAUUUCUUGGUGGCACACAAUGGGUCAACAUAGUUCUAAAUGCAUUUGGUGCUACGAUACAUCGAACUGCCAUCAUAGCUGAUAUAGAUUGUAUCGAUGAUCCUCACUUGAUACAGAUCGAUUCACAUGUACGCGUCAAUCAACGAGCUCGUGUACAAGCACAUACUUAUGAAUAUCGACAAUCAUAUAUGCGUCCAGUAAUAAUCGGCGCUCAUUCUCAUCUGAUGCCGAAUGCAUUUGUAUUGCCUGGUUGUCAUCUCGAUGGAAACAAUACAAUCUAUCCGUGUACUCUUAUCAUGAAAGGUGAUAAAUUACCAAUGCAUACAAACUGGAAAGGAUCACCAGCUCGUCAUUUUCAAUCAUCGUGUUCAUUCCCGCAAUAA
Adineta steineri is the source of this 6384-nucleotide messenger RNA. The record is from the annotation of a GenBank genome assembly. NCBI's taxonomy places the organism in Eukaryota, Metazoa, Rotifera, Eurotatoria, Adinetida, Adinetidae.